This is a messenger RNA of Ruditapes philippinarum (Manila clam), 1710 nucleotides long. RefSeq names its product matrilin-2-like. The record is from RefSeq and is a predicted model, not a curated record. NCBI's taxonomy places the organism in Eukaryota, Metazoa, Mollusca, Bivalvia, Venerida, Veneridae. The transcript is spliced from 9 exons. Bases 69 to 914 code for a protein of 281 amino acids.
CAUGACGCAUAAAUACGGGCAACCACGCUCGGGUAUCAUAUUGAGCCAGCAGAGUACGGGAUAUAAUCAUGAAAUAUUCAUUCGCCACAAUUGUACUUGGAAUGGUGUUUAUACACUGUUGUAAAGCAGCUGUAAGUGACACAACUUGUACGCCAACCGGAACAGAAUGUGACGCCAUAGAUAACUCACAUUGUGACACUGACAAAUGUAAAUGUAAUUAUGGCUUUGUCAUGAAUGUAGAUGUUUGUGCCGCAGAUACUUCCGGGAAAGUGACAGAUACAGGCUGUACAAAAGAUGCUGCAGCCCAGUGUAAGCAUACUACAAAUGCAGAAUGUGACAAUGCUGAAACCGGUGCUAAAUGUAAAUGCUCUGAUGGAUAUGCAGAAGAUAUAACGAAUGGCAAAACUUGUGUGAAAACCGUUAGCGGAACAACAUGUACCGCAGCUGGAACAGAAUGUGGCGGCAUUGAUAACUCACAUUGUGACACUGACAAAUGUAAAUGUAAUGAUGGUUAUGUGAUGAAUGUCGACGUUUGUGCCGCAGAUACUUCCGGGAAAGUGACUGAUACAGGCUGUACAAAAGAUGGUACAGACCAGUGUAAGCAUACUCCGAAUGCAGAAUGUGACAAUGCUGAAACCGGUGCUAAAUGCAAAUGUUCUGAUGGAUAUGCAGAAGAUAGAACGAAUGGCAAAACUUGUAUGCAAACCGUUAGCGGAACAACAUGUACCGCAGCUGGAACAGAAUGUGGCGGCAUUGAUAACUCACAUUGUGACACUGACAAAUGUAAAUGUAAUGAUGGUUAUGUGAUGAAUGUUGAAGUGUGUACCGCAGAAAAUGCAGCUACACAUGUUCAGUUUGGAGUUCUGACAUUAUAUCUCAGUUUUGGUUUGGCCAUGGCGCAGAAACUUUUCUGAUUGAGAAUCUGGAAUAGAGCUUCAUCUUUUUGCGAUUGACACCUUUUCUCUAUAAUUUAUUCCUCUCUAUAAAAGUGUGAUAUGGCGAUAUGUGGCCAAGGAACUACUAAACUUUUCAUUUUACAAAAAAAAGUGUUUAAAUAUUCAAAAUAAAGUAACGACUGUUUAAUUCUUGAUUGAAAUUAUAUGGUUAUAUAUAUGAACAUGUUUUGCUUUUUGAUUAGCAAAACAUAAUUUUUCGUAUAAUUAUAAAUUAUGUUAAAUGUUAUCUUAGCGAAAUGGGCUAUUAAUCGGUAAAAUAGUAUUUAAUAUUGAUUACUCAACUGUAUAAUUAAAGUUUGUUGGCCUGAAGAUAAUCUUUGUUGAUGUAACGAAACAUUUACACAAGUAAACACAAUUUACCUACAGUUUCAACAGCGGUGUUUGCAUUGUAAUAGAAUGGACAUAAAAUGGUGUAACUAAAAGUUAAAUGCAUUUAGAUUUACUUUAGUUUUCCAAUCAUUAUCACGAAGUUCCUUUGAAAACAAAACAGGAAAAUGUUAACAAAAUAUAAUUACCGACGAAAGCCAAAUGACUAUAUACUACCAAAUGUUUCAUUCGAGAAUUUAAUUAUCUGAAAAUGCAGGAUAACCAAUUAAUAUACAUGUAAACACAUUUACAACUCCAAAUGAAGCAUUUUUGAAUUAUAUUGAUAAUAUUCCUAUAAUAUAAAGACAUCUGAUGAAUAUAUAAAAUUGGAUUCUAUAUUUAUAAAAAUGUAUAAGAAAGACUUGUGAACUAAAUAAACAGUUGUUAU